This is a messenger RNA of Naumovozyma dairenensis CBS 421, 468 nucleotides long. RefSeq names its product monothiol glutaredoxin GRX5 (gene GRX5). Bases 1 to 468 code for a protein of 155 amino acids. The record is from RefSeq and is a predicted model, not a curated record. The transcript has a single exon. Lineage: Eukaryota; Fungi; Ascomycota; Saccharomycetes; Saccharomycetales; Saccharomycetaceae.
AUGUUCUUAUCUAGAUUUAGCAAAACAAAAACAUUCAUACCACUAAAAACGAUACUGUAUCGCCCGCAACUGAAACUCUUUAUGAGUACGGAGAUGAAGAAAGCUCUUCAAGAUGCAAUAGGUUCAGCUCCGGUUGUACUAUUUAUGAAAGGUACCCCAGAGUUCCCCAAAUGUGGGUUUUCAAAAGCUACUAUACAGUUGUUAGGACAGCAAGGUGUAGAUCCUGCUAAAUUCGCUGCAUAUAAUGUUCUAGAAGAUCCAGAGUUACGUGAUGCUAUAAAAGAAUUUACAGAAUGGCCAACUAUUCCACAAUUAUUUGUCAAUAAGGAAUUUGUUGGUGGUUGUGAUGUCAUUACGAGUAUGUCUCGUUCUGGUGAAUUGGCUGAAGUAUUGGAAGAAGCAGACGCUCUUGUCCCAGAAGAAGAAGAAGAGAGUACACACGACAAUAAAAAGGAAAGCCAAGAAUAG